AUGGCCACAAAUAUUGCAACUGUGCUAAAUGAGUGUGUGAAAGAGUUCACAGAAUUGACUAGCUCAGGUGCUCUUACGCAAUACGACAAUGAAGUCUCCAAACAUCGCUGGUUGGAUGAGUUCGGACGACUUCGGAUAUGGGCGGGAAAUAUUGGGGCUCAUCAGACUGGCCAAUCUUCGCUGGAUUAUCGACUUCGAGAUGCUUCCCACUUGAAGAACGAAACGGUCAAACUAUUGCAGCGAUUGCUAAGGGUACUUCGAGACCUGGCCGAUGUCAUGAAAGAUGAAGACCCGGUUGAAGAUGAAGACUAUGAUGAGACUUUCUUCGAGGUCAGCGACGGAGAGCUUGAGGACGACAAUGAUAUGACAGACAUUCAGAUGCUUUUUCAAAGCUUGAGAAACACUAUCAACCUCCUGUUCCAAAUAUCAAUGGCCAUUCGCCGACCCGCUGACCACGAUCGUCUUCUCGGCGUGAAAAUCAAAGAUGAAUCAUAUUUCGAACCAUGGGCGCAGCAACACAUUUCCCACAAAUUUCCGAAUGCUAUGGUUUCUAUAAUUCCUCGCCUCGGCGCUGCAAUGGCGAGGCAAAAAGGAGUUUUGAAAUAUUUUGAGAGACAUCGAGCAAAGCUUGGUCAGGGCUUAUCUGGUAAUGGGGAUCAGCUAUCAGAAACAGUGGCUACGGAGAUGGUAUCGGCGGGCCACCUCCAAUUUCUCGAAACAAACUCCACCUCCGGCAUUUCUCAGACUUCCUAUGCCCCCAGCAUAUUCACGUCGAAUGAAUCUCUCUCCGUUCCGAAUCCACCAAAGGAAUCUGCCGAUGAAAACCCGUUCGAGUGUCCAUAUUGUUACCUUGUCAUCAAAAUCAAAGGCAAAAAAGACUGGGCUCGUCAUGUCUUUCGGGACCUAACGCCAUAUGUCUGCAUAUCGACAAAGUGCAGUACUCCAUCGAAGCUAUAUGAAAGUCGUCGACAGUGGUAUGAUCAUAUGUGUCAGUCUCACUCUAUAUUGGCCGAUUUGCAGAGUGGCUCCAACUGUCCUCUGUGCCAAGUUCAAAUCUGUCCGCCACUGACUUUUGAUCGACAUGUUGGACAUCAUAUGGAACAACUGGCGUUGUUUGUUCUUCCGCGCACGACUCCAACCGAAGAAGCUAUUCCUGGAACGGCAUCCAAUGCUGCAUCUUUGGCAGAUGUCGGAGAUGAAAGCAUACUUGGCACUGAUCCAGCUAAGGAACAUCCUCAAAUUAUGGAUGAGACCAAUUUUGAUGAGGAGCAUUCUUACCUAGAAAAUUUGUCAUUGGAAAGAAACCACGUGCCACCUGUUGUCAAGGCCCCGGAGUCUUCAACCUCGUCCUUUAGAAAAAUCGAGGAAACUCCGGGUGGCUCCAGUCCCUUUUCUUAUACAACCGCGAAGGAACACUAUGAUCGUGACCAUCCAAUAUCUCCUCGGGGCGGGAUUGGGAAAUCUAAGCUAGAAGGUUCGGGUUUCAGUCCUAAUUCCGAAGGUCAAGCAGACGAGGAUGUUCCUCGGAAGAGCAGAGAGAGGACCGAGAAAGGGAACAGCCACUCAUUUCUCCUUGAUGGCGACGUGGGGGACCUGAAAAAUACCAUUGCCCCAGCUGGUCCCGAAACUUGGAUGACGGAUGCAGAGCACUUUAAUGUCACAUCUAGUGCAAACCAGAAUGAUUGGAUGUCUGGGUAUGCCUAUGCCCCCGACACCUGGCAGGUUGAUGAGGCUACUAGGACUAUAUCUCAUUCGAACAAUCCUAUCAACGAUUUGGAAGGCGAAUCGUCAUCUCAUGACGGUAAGAAAAAAGCCGAGUAA
This is a messenger RNA of Penicillium samsonianum, 1821 nucleotides long. RefSeq lists its product as uncharacterized. The record is from RefSeq and is a predicted model, not a curated record. The transcript has a single exon. Lineage: Eukaryota; Fungi; Ascomycota; Eurotiomycetes; Eurotiales; Aspergillaceae. The coding region runs from base 1 to 1821 and encodes 606 amino acids.